AUGCGAAACGACUAUGCAGAUUUAAAGAAAGAAGCAGAGAAACCAGCAGAAGAUAAAAUGGACAUGUUGACAUUUCUAAACAAAAACUAUCCAACAGCUGACGAUUUCCUUCUAUCUGAUGUCAAGAAGAAAUAUAAAGAAACAUUCGGCAUUGUGAAAACUUUUGACAUACUGACAGAAGAAAUAGAAGCUACAAAACUGUUUAGGAUUUCAAAUAUACAUCGUACAAUUCAUGUAAAACGCUUGUGA
Molecule: messenger RNA, 249 nt
Organism: Trichomonas vaginalis G3
Lineage: Eukaryota; Parabasalia; Trichomonadida; Trichomonadidae
Product: organellar and viral DNA polymerase type B
Exons: 1
Coding region: 1-249 (82 amino acids)
Source: RefSeq, a predicted model, not a curated record